GGAUGCGCGCGCGGGCGCCUGGCUUGGCCUGAAUAUAGACCAGUCCCCCAACCAGGAACAAAUUCCCCAGAUCGAAAACUCCAGCCUUGCCCACGAAGCGACUCCUGUGGCCCAAAGCUGUUAUUGUUGAAAACUCUCUUGGCUUGGACUCACUUUACCCCCUGACAUUGAUAAUAAAGUGACGUUGGCUGCUGCAGAAGGAGUUCACCACCUACGACUUCCCCAGCAUGUCUGCUGAAAAUAAUCAGUUAUCAGGAGCAUCACCUCCUCACCCUCCCACAACUCCCCAAUAUUCCACACAGACCUUGCCUUCAGAGAAAGAGGAUACUGAAGUAGAACUAGAUGAGGAAAGUCUACAGGAUGAAUCUCCAUUUUCUCCAGAGGGAGAGUCUCUGGAGGACGAAGAGUAUCUGGAGGAGGAAGAGGAUCUGGAAGAGGAAGAGUAUCUGGGGAAAGAAGAAUACUUGAAGGAGGAAGAGUAUCUGGGGAAGGAAGGGUAUCUGGAGGAGGAAGAGUACCUGGGGAAGGAAGAGCAUCUGGAGGAGGAAGAGUAUCUGGGGAAGGAAGGGUAUCUGGAGAAGGAAGAUUAUAUUGAGGAGGUAGAUUAUCUGGGGAAGAAAGCGUAUCUGGAGGAGGAGGAGUAUCUGGGGAAGAAAUCAUAUCUAGAAGAAGAAAAGGCUCUGGAGAAGGAAGAGAAUCUGGAAGAGGAAGAAGCUCUGGAGAAGGAAGAGAAUCUGGAUGGAAAAGAAAAUCUGUAUAAAAAGUAUCUGAAAGAACCCAAGGCAAGUUAUUCAUCACAAACCAUGCUUCUUCGUGAUGCAAGGAGUCCAGACGCUGGCCCCUCUCAGGUGACCACCUUCUUGACUGUCCCGUUGACUUUCGCUACCCCUUCUCCUGUCUCUGAAUCUGCCACAGAGUCUUCUGAGUUGCUUCUGACAUUGUACAGGAGGAGCCAGGCCAGUCAGACAGACUGGUGCUACGACAGAGCUGCCGUAAAAUCUUUAAAAUCGAAAUCAGAAACAGAGCAAGAAACCACCACGAAGCCGGCUCCGGAAGAGCAUGUUAACACUAAAGUACAGCAAAAAAAGGAAGAAAAUGUCCUGGAGUUUGCUUCUAAAGAGAACUUUUGGGAUGGUAUAACAGAUGAGUCCAUUGACAAGCUGGAAGUGGAAGAUUUAGAUGAAAACUUUUUGAACAGCUCCUAUCAGACAGUAUUUAAAACAAUAAUCAAAGAAAUGGCUGCUCGCAAUGAACUGGAAGAGGAUUUUGACAUUCCUCUAACUAAGCUACUGGAAAGUGAAAACAGAUGGAAACUGGUAAUUAUGUUGAAGAAAAAUUAUGAAAAGUUCAAGGAAACAAUCUUAUGGAUUAAGAGGAGACGUGAAGCUCAAAAGUUAACAGAGAUGACCAGUUUCACAUUUCAUUUAAUGAGCAAACCAACACCUGAGAAGCCUGAGACAGAAGAAAUCCAAAAGCCUCAACGUGUUGGUCGUCGUAGGAAGAAAUUAGAACGAGAUAAGGAAUGGAUACAGAAGAAGACGGUGGUGCAUCAAGGUGAUGGAAAAUUAAUUCUCUACCCCAACAAGAAUGUCUAUCAAAUUCUCUUUCCUGAUGGGACAGGCCAGAUACAUUAUCCAUCAGGAAACCUGGCUAUGCUCAUCUUAUAUGCGAAAAUGAAAAAGUUCACAUACAUCAUUCUGGAAGACAGUCUAGAAGGGUGGAUCCGGGCCCUUAUCAACAACUCAGGCAAUGCUACCUUCUAUGAUGAAAACAGUGAUAUCUGGUUGAACCUGAGCUCCAACCUGGGCUACUACUUCCCCAAAGACAAACGCCAGAAGGCCUGGAACUGGUGGAAUCUGAACAUCCAUGUCCACGCACCCCCUGUCCAGCCCAUUUCCUUGAAAAUCAAUGAGUACAUCCAGGUACAAAUAAGGAGGCAGGAUAAGAUCAUCUUCUGCUUCACCUAUGAACAGAAGCAGAUUUGUUUAAACCUGGGCACCAGGUACAAGUUUCUGAUCCCGGAGGUGCUGAGUGAAAUGAAGAAGAAAACCAUCCUGGAGGCAGAACCCGGCCCAACAGCCCAGAAGAUCCGGGUCCUUCUGGGGAAAAUGAAUAGGCUCCUGAAUUACGCGACCACCCCUGAUCUGGAAAACUUCAUAGAGGCCAUCAGUAUAUCACUGAUGGACAACAAGUACCUGAAGAAGAUGCUCUCUAAACUCUGGUUUUAAGGCGGGGCUUAUCUGGCAUCCACCAAAUGCCUUAGGAAGUUGGAGACCUUGGGAGCUCCAGGGAAAAAAAAACCAAAGACCUGUUGACCUUUUAUGAGAGUUGGUUUGU
Messenger RNA from Pan troglodytes (chimpanzee), 2337 nucleotides. It is a transcript of the gene ERICH6B, whose product is annotated as glutamate rich 6B. Bases 228 to 2228 code for a protein of 666 amino acids. The transcript is spliced from 16 exons. Lineage: Eukaryota; Metazoa; Chordata; Mammalia; Primates; Hominidae. The record is from RefSeq and is a predicted model, not a curated record.